AACACGGAGACGUUAAAAGAAGGCGGGCUUCAGUCUUUUAACAUGGUACCUCGUUGACGAAGUAAAUGAAAUCUCAUUGGACGUGCUGCAAUAUUCAACGGCAUUCAACUUAACAUCCAGGAUUUUAUCUUGGCUUAUUUUAUAGGAAAAUCUAAAAAUAUGGACAGUUUUACAUUUUAUCUUUUAUCAGUUGUUCUUGUGCUAACUUUCUUUGUGGCCACGCCAACGACAGGUAAGAAGCAAUUAUACCACUCGUUUGAGAAUGUUAAGCUUGAAUAUUUCCCUCGACGCAAAUGCUACCCCUUUUAUCUCAAGAUAUUUUUUAUAGUAAGGAGUUAAGCAAUAACUAAUAAUAAACGUUAACCUCUUCUUCUUGAAUAGUUCUUUAAAUACUAAGGUAAUUUUCCGGUUCUUGGAUAACAGGUUUUCGUUAAUUAACUAGCCAGGUUUGUGUGGGUUUAAGCGCAAAUUCUUGUCGGUAAUUAUCUUUUCUAGCGCCCUUUUUAAACAAACAUUAUUUCAGAACACAGAACAGUAGAAUGGUGUUCUUUUUGAUAAAACCAGAGAGGUAAUUGCCAACCAUAUCAAUACCGUGAUAGUGAAACACUAAUAACUUUGAUCUUUGAUUUCUUUUAAACUCCUCUUUCUAUUUCAGGAAGUGAUUCCUUCUUUGGUCUUUAUCGAGGUAACUAAGAUUUUUUAUACCGUUACUGUAUUUAAAUUCAUAUCCUCUCAGCCACGUUUGGCGUUAUUCAAUUUUAAAUGGACCUCUAUGCCUAGCCUAUUUCAGGCUCUCAGAUAGUAGGGAUGACGCGUGAAGUGUAAGGCACGCGGAAAUAUAAGCGCGCUUGAAAAAAGGGGCGGUGGCCUCUCUUCAGUUUCCUUCCGUUUUAUUUUUGUUUUGGGCUUUUUGAAUUUUCGCGGACACGACUAUUUCGGAGCGUGGAACAGGCUACUUUAUACACAGCAGUCAUUUUCGUCGCCAGAGUUGCGAUCCUUUUGGCCAGCGCCAAGCGAAGAGUUCUGGCUGGGGCUAAGGACAGGAAGGUCCGCGUAAAACACAGAGUUCUCCCGGCUUUCCAUGCCCAGCUUCAGAGAUCUGAAACAAUGACGGUUACCAUCGAUUACAAUAAGGGAACCCUCUGCGCUUGUACGCUGGUCCCAGGGGGAGCUGCUUUUGAUCUGUGGCGCUGACGACAAGGAAAUGAGUUCUGGGGAGCAGAAUGAAUAGCAUACAUUCGCAGAGAAAACCUGGACUAUUCAAAAUCCUUAUUUUUUCGUAAGGUCGGCGACACCAAGCACCUACCUUCACCGGCGGCCAUCUUACGGCAAAUGUUUUGAGGAGGCGGGCCCUCGCUUUUAAUUAGAUUUGGCGUGACUUGGUAAAUUUACAGCCAUGAUUACCGCCCGUAAGGGUAGGUGCUGGACCCCGACGAUCCUACGAAAAAAAAUUGGUGACUGUGACGACUCUAGAGAAAACCUAACAGAGAAUAUGAAAUCAAAAUGAUGGACAAUUAUAAAUGGAAUAUCUUUAAAUAACACUAGGAAGUGAUGGAAAUUUAAAAAAGGAAUGGAACUAAGACGUGUCUGUGUCUUCGCUGAGUAGAUCUUUUGACAUUAUUUUGAUACAAAAUGACCUUCGUGAGUCAAACGAAUCAACGAGUUUGCGUAAAGCUUCGUAACGUUCGGUAAUACACGUAUUUCUAGUCAGUACAGUUGACACUUCGGAGCAGCUCUCGUAACUGCGCUUUGAAUUCUGUCAUCUACAAAUGACUAAAAAUGAUUAUUUCUUUUUCCUGUUAGUAUCACGCUCCGCCCCUCCUCUCGCCAAAAACCAAAACCCCGUUUGUAAAAAAGCGCAGUUACUGCACAGUGACAUAGUGCAGAAUGCGUCGCUUGAGGGUCAGCUGCAUGCUGGGAAUUUCACCUUUCUCGGCCCGGUAAAAAACAUGGAGGAAUGUAUGUCAUUAUGCUGCGCGAGCAAGCGAUGUCAGUUGGCUUACAUGGAUAAAGCAAAAUGUUAUGGUGUCAAGUGUUACAGCGAGGAAUUGUGUAAAAUAACGACGGGUUACUCACCGAGUGAAGUCAAGAUAUCGCUGAUGGUUAGGAACGAUAUCAACAGAAAAGGUAUAUACCUGUAAUAAUGAUAUUAUAAAGGAAAUAAAGGGAGAUGUAAAGAAUCAACCAUAAGAGGACACAGAAAAAUUCUGAGCCCCAGAUGGGAUUCGAACCCACGACCCUCCGUGUUCUAGAUCGGUUGCUCUAACCUCUGAGCUACUGAGGACUCGUUCUCGAGCAAGGGUCAUUUUUAUGGGUUAGACUUGCGAACCGCAUCUCGCAGUCACACAGUCCAUCACAAGCAACACAUUUUAAAAGGCUUGACUGUAUCACACAGUCACAUUAAUAGCAAGAAAUGUCUCACCCAUUAAGGAGGAUCCAACCAACCAACCGAUCUAGAACACGGAGGGUCGUGGGUUCGAAUCCCAUCUGGGGCUCAGAUUUUUUCUGUGUCCUCUUAUGGUUGAUUCUUUACAUCUCUCUUUAUUUCCUUUAUAAUACCAAUAUCAGUGGAAUAAUAAUAUUAUUAUUACUAUUAUAAUUACCAUUUUUCUGUAAUCAUAAUUGACGUGAAGAAUUUUUUAAAGACGUUUUAAUGAUCGCUUGUGCCUAUUGAUCAAUUAAUAACCAUAGGGGUAUACUCUUGCUACCGAUAUGGGAUUAGGUGAUAAAGAACUGGGCCUUCAUAACAGCGUUGAUUCUGCUCUGAUGAGGGUCUGGCGAUAAUGUCGUCAGCUCUUGUAUACCUUGCUGUACUAUUUCACCUUUUUUACUUCAUGAACAGAUUUAGCGGGUGUUUUCAGUGUUUUCCCCGGGGGAUCACUCAAAUGUGAGGGGUAGGCUGUACACGAUAAAUGUUACUGUCAAAGAAGUUUGAGUAAAGGUAGGGUAGACGUCCCUGUGUAAGAAAUAAAACCGUUCAUUUUGCACACCUUAUUUCAUGACUCUGACUCAUUUCGUUUCGGAAUUAGCUUUGGUUGAAAAAGAAAAACCUUGUUGGUACCCCGCCCUUAUGUAGACCGCUCAUCGCCAUCCUCCAAACUCUUUUUAUCCUUUAAGUCCCCAUAUCCAAAUACAAAUUCUCCCUACUAAUCUCCAUACAUUUCCUUAAAGAAUUGGAUAAAAGAAUUUGUUUGCUGAUCAAAGCUUUUCCCAUCAGGUGAUCAUCUCAUUAAUUCUCACAACAUUUUCUCUACAUUAUGUAUUGACAUUGUUACGAGAAAAUUGACUUUGGUCACUGUUGGGACUUAAAGAGUAAAGACUUCCUGUUCAAAAAAGACACUGAAAUCCAUACCCUGUUCAGCGGCACAUACCCGUCCAAACCAGUAGUGCACCACCCCCCUCCCCUCCCACACCCUCGGGUGUCUCAUAAUCUUAUUUUCUCGACCAAUCAGGAAUAAAAUCACCCAUGUGUGACGUACUGGCAUCGGCAUCCAGUUUAUGCUAAUUCUUGGCCGCCAACAGAGGUUUGCGCGAAAGAAUGCCUUUAGUCAUGAUCACACUAAGUCUUGAUAUAGCACUAUUUGCUUGUGUUUCUUCCUGUUACGUAGCUCAGUAGGCGCUGUUUGUAUAUUUAUUUUUCAGCGUAUGUGACAGCAUACAUUGUGGUGGUGCUGGUAGCCUUUGGCGCUGCCGUGUCAGGAACAGUGUGGGCCGUAUUUAUAUUUGUUAGAAGGUACGCUGCAACAUAGAGUUGAACAAUUCAGUUAUCAAAGCUGUGUUUUCAUUUUUCAACCUCCAAGGCCGGAAAAUUUUUAGUCAAACCCACAUGGACCUGAGUCACCAAGGGAAGAAUUAAAAUUAAGGGACGGGAAGGAGCGGAAUAUCUCAGCAGAGGCGGCGGAGCGUUUUGAAAUGUGUGGGCAAAAAUAUCUUCCAUUCAGCCAUUUGUAUACCCCUAUUCAGAUUUUCCCUUUGCGUUGUUCGUUGGCACAAGCAAUUUUCACAGGGUCUAGUGCGUCCAUAAUCGAUUUGUGACAAUGCAUCAGUAGGCACUUGUUCAGGCGGACCUGCUUCAUUGUGCUUCUAAGGUAAUUCUUGAGUCGUCUAAGGGCAGUGCGCUCUGAAGUCACCGAUGUCAGAGGUAUUGUCAGAUACAUCCGUAAAAGUGUUGUUCCCCCUGCUCUGCCGCCUGUGCUUAGUCAAUUUUAAAGUCUACCUCAAACGUUAUUUUACUGAACUUGUUUCACCAGAUGGAUAGGGUUUUUGUGCAUAUUUUCGGGCUUUUAAUAAGAAUAUCUAUACAGACAACUCUCUCGGACGGUUUUCUCUCUAAGACGGACACCUGGUGUUGGUCCCUACCGAUUUUCAGUGAAUUUACUGUAACUAUACUCUCUGUAAGACGGGAACCUGCCGUUUUUCAGUCAUUUACGGUAACUAUACUCUCUAUGAGACGGACACCUCUCUUAAACGGACAACGGACACUUUUGAAACCGUCGACGGACAAUUGGGAAGUGUUUUAUGUAGUGAAAAAUAACUCAAAACGGAAAUGCAGGCGCUCUACAUGACAGUAAAUUGCAAAUGUUUGAUAUUUCGUAGUCUUGCUCCAGUGCGCAGAGUGCACUGUUACGCUUUUAGAGCACGAAGCCAUGAACGUUUGCUUGUAAUGAACGUUUGAUAGAUUGCACAAUGAGAAAAGUUUCCACGUCUCUGUAGUUUACUACACAGCCGUUUUUUAGAGUCGUCACGCAACGCUCCUCCCCACUUGUGACGACACUAAAAACGGCUGUGUAGCAGACUAACGUCUCUGUUGCAAAGUUCCAGUUUUACCUGUUUUGUACAAGUUAAACAGACGUGUGUUCAUGGCGAAUAGGUUCAGCUUUAAAAUUACUGGUGUUACGUUACCUCGACUCUCUCAACCGCGACUCCAGUGCCGAGUUGUUCAAAGAUGGGUUUAGAUAACCCCGGGUUAGUGCGAGAUUUAAAUUCAGAUUUGAAGGUCUAAAAAUUGCACAGAAAAUUAUCCGAGAGAAUGAUUUUGAACACAAGAGAAAGAAACCCGGGUUAAAUUUAACCACGGGUCAAGCGCUAAUCGGCCUUCGAACAGCUGGGCCCAGGGCCCGGUUGCAUAAAACGUCCGUAACAACUACGGGUACACGUACGUGCAUUCGUAACUUAAGUCAGUUGCAUGAAAUCACUUAAGUGGUCCACUUAGGGAAUUCACUUAAGUGGUUGCACUUACGAUUUUGCGGGUGUUGCAUAAAACUUUUUUUACGGGAAAAAUAGCACGUAAAUUUACGGGACCUAUAUAGGUCCCUUAUCGUCACUGUUUUUACUAAAUUUAACGAGAUCUUUUACUGAGAAGUGAAAAAAAGUAUUUUUCUUCACGUAAUUCGUUCUAAUGCGCUUUGUUAACCCCUGAUGUACACUUUUGUGAAAAAAAAGGAAGAACUAUCAUUUUCAGUAGAUAUUGAAGGAAAAUAACGUUUGCAUGCAAAUUUCAUUUUUUGAGAGGCUUAAAAGUGUUGGAAACGAAUUUUACUUUCUUUACACUCACCGAUGAUUAGCUUUAAAAAAAAGAGUGAAUCGUUAAUAAAGUACUAUAUCAAGGUUACGUGUGCCCUUAAGUGAGCCCGUAAGUUACCACGUAAAACAGAAACUUACGAGAGUGCUAAGUGUGUUCCAUGCAACACCCGUAAGUGUACCCAUAGCGGAUUCGUAAGUGACCUACUUAAGUGAGCACUUAAGUGCAGGUUGUAUGCAACCGGGCCCAGGGCUUUAACUCUCCAGAAGCCGGAGACCCUCUAAGACGGACAGUCAGGGCCGGUCUCAAAGGUUUCCGUCUUAGAGAGAGUUGACUGCUAAAGAAAUGAUGAAGCACACUGCCUCCAUCUCAGAGGCUUUCUUUUUUCGCACUUUGGUCGCAUCGUGAACGCGAUUGGCUUGUGAUGAAACGCGCGGGAUCAAGGGGUAGAGACAGGCCAAGCGACAUCUGGCCCGCUUUCUCCAUCCCACCGUCCUUUGCGCGCAAAAAGGAAUGUCUGUGAAGGGGACAGAUGAGCGCAUAUGAGGUCUCUAGUCCACUGUUCGAAGACCUUACAUAACUCAUCUUCCAGUGAGGUGCUCUGUGUUACCAGUAUUUGGUCGUUCCUUAUUACUGGUUUCUAAAUCCUUACUCGAGCGGCAGAGAGGUUUGAAAUAUAACACUUUCUGGAAAGAAAGGUACAUCUUCAACGGGAAUAUGAGGUCGCUUUCGUUAAGAGUGAGUUGGGAAAGGUCUUUUAACUUCAGAGAUUGAAAACGCUUGGAUUUUUGGUAGCUGUAAAUCCUUUAAUAGCAGUCAAACAAGCAAACGGCAAAAAUUAUACUAAGCAGUUAUCGGUCCGAAAUCUAAAGUAAUAUAAUUUAUUUCAGAUAUCGAGAAAAUGGCGGGACGAAACCGAAUGAAGGUGAUGAUGAAGAUCCUAAGGCUGAGCCCAAGGUGGGUGCUUGA
Porites evermanni is the source of this 6490-nucleotide messenger RNA. The record is from the annotation of a GenBank genome assembly. Lineage: Eukaryota; Metazoa; Cnidaria; Anthozoa; Scleractinia; Poritidae.